AUGUUCGCAAACGCAACCGACCGGCAGCUGUACCAGCAGGCCGCGUCGGACUUUCGGGUGCCGUACUGGGACUGGUCCAGGAGCGCGCCUGCCGGUCAGACUCAUCUUCCCGACUUCUUCUGGAGUCCCAUCGUGGCCCAGAAUGGCCCAAACGGGAUGCAAAACAUCAAGAACCCGCUGUUCUCGUACCAGUUCCAUCCUCUCGACCCGGAGGCGCUGAUUUGGAACCCGGUAGGUGUCAUGCGGGGGGCGCCUCCGAGUGUCGCUGACGCCAGGCAGCUGAAGCAGUGGAACGAGACCAAAAGAGGACCCGAGAUGAGCAUCAGCCUCGAGGCACCGCCGUCAAACAACUCCAAGGCCAACGCCGCACUGCUCUCCAAGCUGCCCGAGAUUCAGCAGCGUCUCUACAUUCUCUUCUCCAACUACCAUGACUUCAACGCCUUCAGCAACAAGGCUUGGGCGGUGUCGCGCGGCCUCUCCAUGCUGGAUUCCAUCGAGUCCAUCCAUGACAUCAUUCACAUCUACGGCGGCUCAAAGGGCCACAUGACGUACGUUCCGCUGUCCUCGUUCGACCCUCUCUUCUUCAUGCACCACAUCAUGACGGACAGGAUCAUCGCCAUGUGGCAGAUACUCAACCCCUCGACCUGGAUCAGCCCCAUGGCGGCGGGCGAAACGACCUUCACCUCGUUGAAAGGCACGCUCCAGUCCUCGAGCACACCUCUCACACCCUUCUACUCCUCCCCCGACGGCACGUUUUGGGACUCGGACAUGUCAAGGACCACGGAGGCGUUUGGCUACACCUACGCCGAUACGGACCCGUCCCUGGGCUCCGAUGACGCGAUCCGCCAGUCGCUCAUUCAAAAGAUCAAUCAAUGGUACGGAGCGUCGAGCCCGGCGGCUCAGCUGGCCCGGGCCCGCCGUCCAGCGGUCCAGAGCCACCCCCUGAGGCAUACCUUUGACGGCGACGCGCGGGACACGGUGCUCGCACCCGAUGCCAAGCCAAGCGCGGCCGGCCCUUUUCCCUCGCGCGUUCUCGCACACGGUCACUACACGGAGUGGAUUGCCAACGUGCAUGUCAACGUCGGAGCCCUCGAUGGAUCCUACGCCAUCCUCUUUUUCUUUGGCCUGCCGCCAGCCGACGAGGCUGAAUGGGAGCUGUCCCGGAACCUGGCCGGAUCCGUUGGCAUCUUCACCAUGAGCCACAUGACGAGCUCCCAAUCCAAGGUUUCGGGAGCCGUGCCUCUGACCUCGGCCCUCCUCCGGCUCGUGCGUGCCGGAGCGGUCGCAAGCUUGUCCCCUUCUGCGGUGAUUCCGUUCCUCGAGAGAUGCCUGCACUUCCGCGUCCUCGGAAACAGCGACAGCGAGGUGGAUCCCAAGCUGGUAGCCGGCCUGUACGUGGGUAUUAGCAGCGCAUAUGUUCAGCUUCCCGAGGGGAAUGCAUUUCCCCUGUGGGGCCGAUCGGUUACGAGGCUCGAGUUGUGGUCGUAA
Messenger RNA from Drechmeria coniospora, 1488 nucleotides. RefSeq names its product tyrosinase precursor. NCBI's taxonomy places the organism in Eukaryota, Fungi, Ascomycota, Sordariomycetes, Hypocreales, Ophiocordycipitaceae. Bases 1 to 1488 code for a protein of 495 amino acids. The transcript has a single exon. Gene Ontology annotation, molecular function: oxidoreductase activity. The record is from RefSeq and is a predicted model, not a curated record.